UGUUUGAACUUUGAAUAGAGACUAAAAACUUCAUAUGUGUACUUUAAUGAUCAUGGUCAUAAUCUGUGUGUAAAAGCUUUUGUGUGUAUGAUGGCCCUUAUUUAGAAGUAUUCAGAGAACUAGAAAAAUGACUUCUGUAAAGUCACAAUUACUUGAGAAUUCAUGGUUUACUUCCUUUUUUUAACAAGAACUCUGCAUAAACAAUUGUCAAUGUCUUUCCAUAUUGCGACUAGAAAUAGUCAGAAACAUCUACACAUUUCCAUUAGAUAAAUAUAUUCAUGUACCGGUAGUAAUUUAGGUGUAAAUGGCCCUGCCCAGGCCAAGCCUAUUGGUUGAGGCCCCUCAGAGCAGUUUGUGCAUUUCUCAGUGUGUACUGUAUGGAAUGUUGGACAGGAGUGUCAUAGCUGGCACACUUUUACCAGCAGGUCAAAAGGACACAGAAGGUCAAUCCUGGAGUCAAUGUGCAUCUGCAGUCUUUUAAUGAUGGGAUAAAAAUACUUUUCAAUAUCAGUCACAACACUAUUCAAUUGGUACUGAGUUUGAUCACCUGUUAAACCGUUACUUUAAAUUGGUAUUCAAUUCAUUAUCAGAAUGUCCAUUUAUGUUUUUGACUGAAUGACUAGAAUUGACCUUAACCUUUACUGUACUACUUGAACAUAGCUCCAAAUGUCAACAUGUGAAUGUUUUUAGUCAUUGGGGUAUUUGCGACCUGCAGAACUGUCAGUCUACUAAAAUGCUCACAACAAAAUGUACCCUGCACUAGUCUCCUCAUCUCUAUUUUAAACCCUCCCUCUCUCUGUAUUUAUUAUAUUCUCCUUACUCUCUCAUCCCUCUCUUCUCUCUCUCCUGUCUUGGUCUCUGUCCCUGUGUGUAUUUGGGGUUAGGGUUAGACUCAGGUAUUUCUCACCCUGUCAAGGAGAAGAGGCUGCCUGAGAACCUUAUGGAACCCUGAGAGAGGGAGAGCAAGGGAGAGAGCGAGAGGAAGGGGAACCAGUGCCGUGAGUGGGGAGUGAGAAUGCUGUAAAGAGCACAGUUCAGGGAGGAAAUAAACUGGGCUUUUCUGUCUUUAUUUAUUUUUUAACUGGACUAUCCAAUACGUUGAGUGAGGGUCUGGUCUCAGUGGAUUAUACAGAACCAAACAGACAUAACCAGCACCAUGGGAGCCCCCAGGGUGAAGGUGUCCGUUAUCUCGCCGCUGCUCAUGCUCCUAUUGUGCACCCCCCCCUCCCACGCGCAGGACGAGUACUCUGGUUACCACUCAGGUGAUGAACACACCUAUGAGGGCUCCUUGGUCGACAACUAUGAGCAUUCAGGAUACCCACAACCAGAGGAAUACCCACCGGAGCACACUCACAGCUAUGAGGAGCAGCAACCUUCAUCUGGAUAUGACCCCUAUGCACCAGCCCCCACCAGUGUGAGCAUGAUCACAGAGGACUCCUACCCCUACACCACCACCACACAGGUGCCAUACGAGCAGGAGCCCUACGAAGAGUCGCUCCAGGCCCCUGAUGGUGGGGAGGCUUCUCUGGGGGAGGAGGGGCCAACAGACUGUAACUGUGAGCCAGGAGAGCCAGGGUUCGCUGGGUUUGCAGGGCCCAAGGGAGCCAGAGGACUGCAAGGUAAAGAUGGCUUCCCUGGGGCUCAAGGACGGGAGGGGUACAAAGGAUUCAAAGGAGUACUAGGAAGAGGAGGAGACACAGGGCCUGAGGGUGAAUCCGGGCCUGAUGGGGAGGACGGUGCCUCUGGUUUCUCUGGAGCCCAGGGCUUGCCUGGUCUUCCUGGCGAUCCAGGUGAGAAUGGGGUGCUAGGACUGAAGGGUGACAUCGGUAUGGAGGGGCCACGCGGCGGAGUCGGGGUAACGGGUGAGACUGGUCCAGUUGGUGAGGCAGGGCCUGGUGGGCCUGAUGGAACUGGAGGUAUCAAGGGAUCAACUGGAGCAGAAGGGAAACAGGGUCCUGAGGGAACAGAAGGGGAAAAGGGUCAGAUUGGAGCACCUGGAUUCUCAGGAGACCAUGGGGAGAUGGGCUAUAAUGGGUAUCCUGGAGAGCCAGGAGGCAGAGGAGAGACCGGUCACAAGGGUGACCAAGGCCCAGGGGGCAUGCCAGGCAGUGAUGGGGAGCCUGGAGAGGAUGGUCCUCUUGGAGUUCCUGGGGUGAUCGGCUUUCCUGGAGAGUUUGGACAAAAGGGUGCGAGAGGGGAUCGUGGUGUGAGGGGACCUCUUGGGAGAGUAGGAGCUGGGGGGCCUCAAGGAGAGAGAGGAGAUGCAGGAGUUCCAGGGAAACCAGGACCUAAAGGCCUGCAGGCUCAGCCUGGAGCCAAAGGGGAUACAGGUCCUGAUGGUGAGAAGGGUGGAGUUGGAAGAACUGGAGUGAAGGGAGGGAAAGGAGACAAGGGAAGUUUUGGAGCACAUGGUGACAAAGGACAGCAAGGGGAGAGAGGUACCAUCGGCCCUGAUGGCAUUGUUGGACGAAAUGGACCCCCCGGCAUCCCAGGCUCCAGAGGAGAGCCAGGUCCAGGCGGUGACCUGGGCGUCAAAGGUGGCUCUGGACCUAAAGGAGUGUCAGGUGCCCCUGGCCCUGGGCUGACAGAUGAGCAGGUAUUGCAGCUGUGUAAAGGAGUGGUGACAGCCCAGAUCUCCCAGUAUGCAGCUUCCAUCCGGGCCAAGUGUUCCCAAGGCUGCCCCAUCAACAACCGCACACUCAUUGGGCCGCCCGGAACCAGGGGACCAACUGGAGACUCAGGCAAACCCGGUAAAGCGGGCAAAGCUGGAGUCAAAGGAGCCAGGGGCAUCCAAGGGGACACAGGAGUGGAUGGUCAGAAGGGGGCAGAGGGGGAAAGAGGUACAAAAGGUCUGAAAGGAAAGGGGGGUGAGCCUGGUAAAGGUCUGCCAGGACACGAUGGGCAUCAAGGCCUCAGAGGGCUGCCAGGCCACCCAGCCGAGCCAAAAACCGGUAUGGCAGGUCCUAGAGGGCCCCGUGGUUUCACAGGCGCUUUAGGCCAGCCUGGCAUGGCGGGAAACGCAGGAGUGCCCGGCUUCUGUGAGGCACGGGACUGCAGCAUUCACGCGUCUGUGAUGCGCAAGGAGCAGGGCCUAGUGAAAGGACCCCGCGAUCUAAGCCCCAAGAUCUAACCCCAACAAGGAGCUUCAGGAAGGGGUGAAGGAAUGGUCCACGAUGAGGGGUCAUGUUGGACGAUCGCUCCAUGGCAACGUUGGGGUUAAUUCCAUUCACAUCUCAGCCAUACCAGGAAUUGAAGUUGACAUUGAGUUUUGAACUGGGAAAUGACCAAUGUGUACAGCGUGGAUCUUUUUGAAUUUCAUAGCUAAUUCAAUUCCUGUAAUGACUGGUAUUGAAAUGGAAUUCAUCCGAGCAUUGUUCAAUGAGGCUCACCAGUGGUGGAAGGGUUUGGUGGGACACGCUGGACUCUGCACAGGGAGAUGAAGGCUCCCAAUGAACUCUAAUGUUUAGGCAUAAUUGAUCACUUUUUUUUCUAGGCCAAAACAAUCCUUAUGAAUUUUUUAUGCUAAAACUAAAAAUGUAAUUGUCUUCCUCCAAGCAAACCAUAAGUAAAGGGUCUUGAGAAACUGGCUAAAAGAAAUUGGCAGAAAAUUAAACUUGCAGGUGUCUCUGGCUACCAGUCAGGUUUUGUUUUUGAUAUGAUCAACAAUGCUGCGCAUACAUUGAAAAUAAAAAGUUAUGUAAAUAAUUUUGUAAAGUAUCGCAAGUACAUGUACUGUGUGUUCUGAAAUAUCACUGUUUUAGAUAAAUUCUGUCUUACUUUUCGUAAGAUGAGUCCUCACUUUUUUGUCGCCACAGUUUGAGUGUCUUUCUGAGAAUGUGGUCUCUUUCAGUCAUCUCAUGUUAUUUGGGUUAAUCGAAAGAACCCCGUUUUUUUUACCAUUUACAGAUGUUCACAGACAAGAUCAAAUUGAUCAAAAUAAAAUAAAAACGUACUAUUUGAUAUUA
Messenger RNA from Salvelinus fontinalis (brook trout), 3965 nucleotides. RefSeq names its product collagen alpha-2(IX) chain-like. The transcript is spliced from 26 exons. The record is from RefSeq and is a predicted model, not a curated record. Bases 1157 to 3130 code for a protein of 657 amino acids. Lineage: Eukaryota; Metazoa; Chordata; Actinopteri; Salmoniformes; Salmonidae.